GUAAAUGUCAAGGGGUCUGAAUACUUUCCGAAUGCACUGUAUGUACAAGGUGAAAUUCAUUGCAUUUAUGGAUGACCGAUGACAAAUUCAACCAAUGGCACAUUGUAGUGGUGUUCAUUUGGGGAUCAUAUUUAGGCAGCCUUUUCCCACCUGUUGUUUGUGGGAUCUUGAUUUUGUAUUGUUGCUUUUAAGCCCUACAAAGCUGCACAUGUGUUUUGUUACUCUUUAUUUGUUUUGCUGCUGGUUCACAUUAAUAAAUAGGAUGAACGCCUUCCACGCUGCACCUUGGUCCAAUCCUUCCAACAACUAACUUUAGUUAGUAGUAUUCAGAUAUGUAAAUACAGAUCAUAAGAAAGCGGAACAGAAUUGAAUUCCCCACAUGGAUGCUAUUAAGAUAUGCUCCAGCAGUUGUCCCAAAGUACAUGCACAAACAUUUCCUUAAUGAUAUGCGCUUGUGCCUGGUGCCCAGUGUGUAUUAACUCUUCCCGGCUGAUAAUUGGGCCUCUUUUUAAGUAAAGAUUGAAUUGAGAGUGUGUCCUUUUGGCCAUGUGCUAAUGAUCAACCACUGGGGAGGGAUUCUGUGUUAAUAAAACAUCAGCAUGCCAGACAGCAGGAAUGCUCCCACUGUUCCAAGUGCGCCCCACUGAAUCCCAAUGCGCCCAUCUACAGGAGGAGGGCGAGUCGCUCCUCUCUGCCACGUCUCACUACACUACAGGGAGACUCCACGCUUAGUGCUAUACCUGAACCAUGUUGACGUUGACGCAUAAUAUUAGUAUGAUUUGAAAUAUCGGACAUAGGGGAUAAUCAAAACAUGAUUUGGUUAUAGGCCAAGGGCAAAGAAACCAAUAUUGUGUGUGUAGGCAUGCUUGCAUGCAUGUACGUGUGUGUUUUAAAUGUGCGUUCAUUAAUUUGUGUGUGUGCUUGUAUUUCUGUCUCUCAGCCAAUGUACCUUUAGUUAGAAGCAUAGCGUUCAUUGUUAGAAUACUUCAAAAUGUCAGACCCUUACGAGACACUGUAUGACCCCCAUCAUCUUCUGUGCCAAAUAGACACCAGCAGCAUCACUGACACAGUGACAACUGUGGUGGGUCCCACAUCCAGCACGCAGCUCAGGGACUCCCUCGCUGACACAACAGUGUUGCUUGUGGCAACUGACCAAACCUCCACUAUACCAGCCACUGUGCCAGUCUCUGCCAGUCCCGACCAGACAGAUAGUCCAUCCUUAAACACAGUGACCUCGCCACCCCUGGAGGUAACACCCCCCACAACCACAGUGAAUGCGCAGCCGAAAGUUACUCAAUCAUCUGAAGCAGCUGACGUCACAUUUGAUGCAACCAUUCCAACAUCAGAUGGAUUUACUCAAACAUUAGACAGCACAAUGACAACUUCUUACACAGUGACUUCUGACACCAGUCCCACAACAUCUGACACCAGUACUACAAUAUUUUACACAGUGACUCCAACAUCUGACAUAUUUACCACAACUUCUGGCACCAUUACUUCAGCAUCUGAUGAAUUCACUUCGACAUCUGGUGUGCCCUUUCUGACAUCGGACACAGUUACUCCAGUAUUUGAUAUAGUAACACCACUAAAAAAUGGAUUUACCUCUGCACCUGAUGCUGAUACCUCAGUAUCUGCUACAUUUAUUCCAGCAUCUAAUGGAGAUACACUCACCUCUGACGUGGCUACUUCAGCAUCUGAUGGACUUAUCUCAACAUCUGUUGGAGCUAUUUCAAUACCAGGAGCAGUUCCUCCACCUCCCUACACCGUUACUUCAGCACCUGAACCUCUUUCCCGGGCACUGGUUGAUGCAGCUGUUCCAUCCCCUGACACAGAUACCUUAACAUCUGAUGAUCCUAUCCAGGCCCCUGAUGUAGUUACUACAGCUCCAGACUCAUCUUCAGCAACCCCAUUUCCUGACACAAUUGAUCAAGCUCCUGACUCAGUUGAUCCAGCUCCUGAUUCAGGUGAUCCAGCUCCAGAUUCAGGUGAUCCAGCUCCUGAUACUGGGGAUAGUGAGAAAGGGGAAAAUAAAUAAGAAAAUGUUAAACAGGAAACAGGUACAUUGUGAUAUAUAUUUUUUCUUCCAUUUAUAAGUUUAUACAUAUUCCAUCAGUAAACUAUGGUAACACUGCAAAUAUUGAAGGAACCACAUUUAGAAUGAAGAAAAUGAUACUCUAAUAUGCAGUUGUGCAUGCAGUCUAUAUGCUGCUAAUAUGCAGUCGUGUCAGUAAGGUGUUAUGACCUUCAUACAGGGUGUUGCCUUAAUGGCUUCAUCAAAUAGUUGGGGGGAUAAUACCUAAAGGUUCAUUCGACACUAAUAAAGAAUGAGUAAACAGUUUGAAGUUGCUAUUUAUUCUGAUCUCUCACAAUCUCUCUGGUGUACAUAGUUACCCCCAAAACUGAAGCCAAAUGGGAAAGCAAAGGGAAGGUGAAAAAGAAAGAGACAAAGAAAGGUAUAUUGAUCAACAGUAGUCUAGUAGUGUUUGUACUGUAUGCUAAUUCUGCUAUCAUUAGCCUGUCAGUUUGUAGCGGUGUCGGUAACCAUCCAUUUUGAAUUCCCUGAACCCACUCACGGUGACUCAGCAAUGGGGUUGAAGUUGACGUGUUAGUCGCCUGGUUGCUAUAGGAAAACAUCCCCACUGGGGGGUCAGAGUGCAAAUAGAUAAUUGAUGGACAAAAUAGGAGUAGAAAAGCAUUGAGACAUUUUUUGGGCUGAGCCCAUGUCCCAGUAAGAUACCUGAUCCAUGGUUUCAUGAGGCUAUUGACUCAAAGCACCAGGCUGCUAACAUGCAUUAGGAGUUGUGUGUGUGUGUGUGUGUGUGUGUGUGUGUGUGUGUGUGUGUGUGUGUGUGUGUGUGUGUGUGUGUGUGUGUGUGUGUGUGUGUGUGUGUGUGUGUGUGUGUGUGUGUAUGAAACCUAAUGUAUUUUUGUUGUUGACAUGUUACAGAAUGGGCCACAUAGUAUUGUGUGGGUGAUUCUGUCACCACUUAGACUCCACUCAUCAGCCGUAGAUGAACCAGUAUUGAAAACUAACUUUGGACUGUGAUUACUAUCACUUCAGGGUGGUGUUCAUUAGGCACUAAAACUGAAGAAAACAGACUGAAGCUAAUUUUUGUUUUCAGUUGUAUAGAAACAUUACCGGUACACUUUUUUUCCAUUGCGUUCCCUAAUAUACACAUCCCUAGUAAGGCCUCUUACUGCUGGUGAGGUGGAUUGUCUGUUUGGGAAUGAGAUGUUGUUCUGGUAGAGCAGUAAAUAGCUAUACUUUGUUAAUUACUGAACGCUGUAAUGCACAAUGCUUUGUGUUAAUGGGUAGAUUUACAUGGUUGAUAACUAUUUAUGGAUUGUAUGCUGUCUUUGUCUGUGAAUCCUGUGAGAUGUCUGACAGUGACUCACUAUUAGCAAGUCGUAACCUCUUGUGUUUGGCAGACAUUUUGAUUUUAGUGGUCAUUAUAUUUCAGCGACUACGUAGUAGAGGCGUGUUCACAUGGGCAUGUUAGUAUUAGCUAUAACUCAGUUAAAUAUAUGCUUUAUUUCUCAAGCGGUUGUCAAACUGUUGAUUCCUGGUGGGUCCAAAUACAGCCAGUCUGAGGUUGCAUACAUCCAGUUUCAAGGUAAGAAAUCAUUUCCCGCAUUAGAUCUGUUUGGACAAGACAACUGUGGAAAAAUGGCCAAAGUUUGCCAAUUAUUUUCCUUCAUUCAUUCAUCUUUUGUUGUUUCCAUGCGUUUCUUUGUUGCAUUUUGGUGUUCUGUUUGUUUCAUAAGGUAAGCAACUAAUUUCCGUUCCAUUUUAGUAAUACUGUCGUUCCUUUUUAUUGUGAACUUAAGGAAAUCUCACAACCUAUAGCGUCUAUGUUUCCACUGAUUGCGUAAUGUGAUUAGUGUGGAUGUCUGUUUAACUGUGGAUUAAUUUGUGAGACAGUGGCCAUUCUUUCAACAAACUGUAGGGUAAUUGGCCCAUUCAUAUUUGAUAAGCUGUUCUUGCCCCCCCCCCCCCCCCGUCCCCCCGUCCCCCCGUCCCACUGCUCUACUCUGUGGCACAGCAGGUCUUCAUAUUGCACCAGCAGCAUCUUCAAAAUAACAUGUCAAUAAUGAAUCCCCUCUAAACAAAGAGAUGUAACAUGAUGCCUGAUUAAACAACUAAACCAUAAUCUAAAUCUCCUUGUAAAUGUAGCAUUAUUUAGCUUCUUGUAGUAUAAUGGAACAAACUGGUAAUGCAUAAUAAGCUCCAUUAUGACGAUCAAUUGAUCAAGACUGUAAUGCAGACAAAAUUGAAACAACUUAUUUGGUGUAUUUGCGCUACCAUUAAUUACGUUACACCUCUGUAAAUCAAUGUACAGUAUUGAGGCCGGAUCGUUAGCUGGUUAAAUAAUGCAGAUUUGGACUUAUUGAGGUCAAUGGAUUUCCCAUGGGGCCACAAAGUCAGGAAGUGGUUUCUGAACCACUGAAGCAUAAUUCAGGCCUAUGGAUCCUGCUAUGUCUUAUCCAUUUGGCUUUUGAAUAAUGAGUGAAACAGUUAAGUUGUGCACUUAGAAAUACAUUUGCUAUCUAGAAUCUUGAAGGGUUCUUCGGCUGUCCCUAUAGGUGAACCCUUUGAAUAACCUUUUUUUAGUUGCAGGUCUAACCCUUUUGGGUUGAAUAUAGAACCCUUUCCACAGUGGGUUCUACAUGGAACCCAAAAGGGUUCUACAUGGAACCAAAAAGGGUUCUCCUAUGGGGACAGCCAAAUAACCCGUUUGGAAACAUUUUUCUAAGAGUGUAGAGUGAAUAACUUUGAGUGCUACCUCUGAGUUUGAAUUGUUUGAAUUGGACCAUUCCUCCUCCUCCUCCUCCUCCACUAACCCUACUCCGCUCUUUCCCCUUGUCAGAC
This is a messenger RNA of Oncorhynchus mykiss (rainbow trout), 4870 nucleotides long. Lineage: Eukaryota; Metazoa; Chordata; Actinopteri; Salmoniformes; Salmonidae. The record is from RefSeq and is a predicted model, not a curated record.